ACGUGUUUGACAUGGCUUGAAAAGUCAACACAGUUUUCACACAAUUUGACGCCAAACAAACAUUUUUCCAAAGUUUUGAUUAAAAUUCAAAUUGCAAAAUGCUACGCCGCAAGUUAAACGUUAGCUGCAUCGUCGAGGGUUGCAAUUCCAGAGCGUACUCCGACCAGCCGGUGUUUGCCUUCCCGCGUGUCCCCGAAACGGCCAAGGCCUGGCGGCGGGCGAUCGGAAUUCAUCCGGAGGCGGAAAUCCUCCCGGACGAGGGCGUCUGCAGUUUGCACUUUGCCGCAAAUUUCGUAAAGAAGGACAAGGAGGAUCCGCGUAUCGUGUGGCUGAUUCCGGGGGCCGUUCCGGAUUUGGGCGGUGGUGGUAACUCGGAGACGCCGGCGACCCCAUAUCAUUGUCGGAUGUGUGGUUCGGCGCAGGAGACAAGGCUCGACAACGCGGUCAGUGUAAUGCGCCGGGACAAGCACAUGCUGCCGGUGUUGGACAUUUGCUUGGAUCUGAACAGCGAAAUCCACUCGCUGCUUCCGGACGGAGUCUGCGAAUCGUGCGCUUCGACGGUUCGCUACAUUACCCAAUUUGCCGAAAGUUGCUGGAAGGCACAGUGCAGUUUGGCCGAGAGUUAUGCUCCGGGCAGGGACUUCAAGGUUGAACCCUGGAAGAGACUUGCUUUCUGUGAGGACGAGCCGCCGGAAAACGAUCCGUUGCAGACGGAGAUGAAACCGGGUGUAGAAGAGGAACAUUCGGAAUCCGAGAUGAUUGAGCUGAUUCCGAUGGAGGAGGUCAAGCAGGAACCUCAGCUGGAGAUGUACGAACCGGAAAUCCCCCAAAAUACAACUAUUGAACCAGAAGAGGCACCACUAGUUGAGCCACUACCGUACGACCCACCCGAACCAAGCGGUAGCAAACCUCCGAGAAAGGCUCGAGAACCACCUGCCAAGCGUCCCCGCCCAUCUGAAGGAUUCGACACCAACGAGAGCGAUUUGUGGGCGUGUGACUUUUGCAACCAGAAAUUCGCCAUCAAAAAGCUCCUGGAUCAACACAUUCGAACGCACGUGCGCCAGCUGGCCGAGCUCGAGAAGAAACGCCAGCUGCAGCUUACCGGACAGUUUCGCUGUCUCAAGUGCCAGACCAUGUUUCCAACGGCGGAAGAACUAAAGGUCCACUUUGCUGCCCAGCACCAGAAGAAGAUCGAGUGCAAGCUGUGCAACGUUACGUUCAACUUCGCCGGCUUAUUGGAUAGACACAACGCUCAGAUGCAUCCGGAACUAGUUAAGACAAAGAGAAAGUACUGAAACAAUGGUUUUCCGACGCUGGAAUUCGAUCCGAUUUGUAUUUAUGAUUAACUUAUUCAAAUAAAUUUCCUCCAAACUAAAUCAAGGUCUGAUCUUGGCA
Molecule: messenger RNA, 1395 nt
Organism: Culex quinquefasciatus (southern house mosquito)
Lineage: Eukaryota; Metazoa; Arthropoda; Insecta; Diptera; Culicidae
Exons: 2
Coding region: 99-1295 (398 amino acids)
Biological process (GO): regulation of transcription by RNA polymerase II
Cellular component (GO): nucleus
Molecular function (GO): zinc ion binding; DNA-binding transcription factor activity, RNA polymerase II-specific; RNA polymerase II transcription regulatory region sequence-specific DNA binding
Source: RefSeq, a predicted model, not a curated record